UACAGAUACAUCACACAUCAUUAUUUCUUAUUUUCUUAGCUUUGAAAUUGUAGUAUAUAGAAGGAAGAGUUCCUCUCCAGCUUCACCCGGCGAUAUACGGAGAGAAAAAACUAGAUAGAAAUAACUAGAGAGAGAAAGAGAUGUCUUCGUUCGAUACAUACAGCCACGACGGUGAAGAAUCGAAUAUGGCCCCAGCGCGCUCCUUUGACGACGAUAGCUACAUCGGCUACGACUCUCAGCGAUUCGACGAAUCCUACUUUGGUGCCUCCGAUGAGGGCCACUACACUGCCGCCUCCGAUCCGCCUCCGUACCACGGCGGCGGAUUCACGGUGGAUGAGGAGGUCGUCGUAGAUCACGUCUCUCACUCCGUUCAAAGUCCUGAAACCUACGCCUUCGGCUCAGAUCCGGAUCCUAACUACUCGCAGUCUUCUCCGUUCACUUCGGUCCCUAUAUCGAACGGUAACGGCAAGGCGUACGAUAUCGGUGAAGACGCCGACGGUUUCUUCUCCUCCGACGGGCCCAUGCUACCGCCUCCGACUGAAAUGCAGCCAGAGGAAGGUUUUGCUAUUCGCGAGUGGCGGCGUCAAAACGCCAUUCUGCUUGAGGAGAAGGAGAAGAGGGAGAAGGAAAUGCGUAACCAGAUUAUAGAAGAUGCAGAAGAGUAUAAACGAGCUUUCUAUGAGAAGAGAAAGCUUAAUAUUGAGACUAACAAGACUAACACCAGAGAAAAAGAAAAGUUAUUCUUGGCGAAUCAAGAAAAAUUCCAUAAAGAUGCUGAUAAACAAUACUGGAAAGCAAUAGCAGAGCUCAUUCCUCAUGAGGUUCCCAACAUUGAGAAAAAGAGAGGAAAGAAGGAUCAAGACAAAAAACCAUCUAUCACAGUUGUCCAGGGCCCCAAACCCGGGAAACCCACGGAGCUCUCGAGGAUGCGGCAGAUACUCGUGAAGCUGAAGCACAAACCUCCACCUCACAUGUUACCACCCCCGCCUGCCCCUGCUAAGGAUGCCAAAGACGCGAAGGCUAAGGAUGCCAAAAAUGGGACGGAUGCUAAAGAUGAAAAAGAUGUCAAAAAUGGAAAAAUAGCUGCACCAAAUACAACUGGAACUGUAGCAGGUGAGGUUCCUGCUUCUCCUGCCACAGAUGCCAACUCCAAUGGGUCACCGCACACUUCAAAACAAGAACAUUCUGCCAUAGUUGAUCCCCAACCUGCAGCAGAACCCGAGUUAGCUUCAACAGACUGAUCACGUACAUGCACUUGAAAUUCCAAUUUCGUUUCUGUUUGUUUUAUUUUCUCACAUGCCUAAUCUGUUAUGUUUGCCAUUUGGUCCCGCCUAUUACCAGAGAUUAGAAUCUGAGUAUAAUUUGUUUCAUUGUUUGUUGGUCAAAUCACGGAAUUCUGUUUUUGCAUUGCUUUGAGAUAUUAUGUGGCCUGAAAUUUUAAGUUGUCACUGCUUCAUAUUGCUUCCGAAAUUAUAGUGUCUUGUUUACAUUGA
Messenger RNA from Cornus florida, 1493 nucleotides. Its product is annotated as clathrin light chain 2-like. Gene Ontology annotation, molecular function: structural molecule activity; clathrin heavy chain binding. Lineage: Eukaryota; Viridiplantae; Streptophyta; Magnoliopsida; Cornales; Cornaceae. Gene Ontology annotation, biological process: clathrin coat assembly; intracellular protein transport; clathrin-dependent endocytosis. The record is from RefSeq and is a predicted model, not a curated record. The transcript has 3 exons. The coding region runs from base 141 to 1241 and encodes 366 amino acids. Gene Ontology annotation, cellular component: clathrin coat of trans-Golgi network vesicle; clathrin coat of coated pit; plasma membrane.